AUGGAAGAGAUUUUGCUUCCGCCGAGAAUGUUCGCUGCGGGCGAUGAACCAGUGGGUGACCGUAUCAACUCGUAUCACAAGAUCAAGACGACCAGAGCAAUUAUCAAAGCACUCGAACCAGAAGAGUUGGAGUUUCUUAUGAAUUCUAUAUUCGGGAGGAUCCUUGCGAUUGAUUCCCACCUUCCGUUUUCUGGGGCUUUUGGACAACACGUCGUCGUUAGAGUCCUUAAAGUCAACAAAAAGUACGAGUUUUGGUUUUUGUUUGCGGGAAAGCCAAUUAGAAUGUCCCUCCGAGAGUUUGCCAUCGUCACUGGCUUGAACUGCGGGAAGAUCCUAGUGAAGAAGACGACGAAAAACCCAUUGAAAGAGAAGCUGUACUGGAAUGAACUAUUUGGUUCGUUGAAGUUCUGCACUGUCGAGACAGCCAUCGACAUGUUGGAGAAUAAGGUCGUAAAAACAAGAGAGUUGAGAAUCAAAAUUGCGUGUCUUGCGAUUACCUCGUCGAUUCUCUUCGCGUCUUCACACAUACCCCACAUCAAGCCGGAACAUGUGGAGUUGAUUCGAGAUCUAGACGAUUUCCUCGCUUUCCCCUGGGGAAGAGCCUCGUACACUAUGCUUGCGUCCUCAAUUAAAGGGAAAGAUGAGAUCGCAUUAUCAAAACCCUCCGUUGCGAUACAUGGUUAUGUUGAGGCAAUUCAACUGAUUUUUCUUGCUGCGGUCCCACAGCUUAAGGAAAAAGUCACCCAAACUGAACGGCUUGUCAUAGUGGAUUCAGAAAGCGACGGCGAUACCAACACAUGCGAAGAAACAACGACUGCGGAUGAUAACCUUGCCGGUCAGGUCAAACCACCGCAGGCCAUUAAGUUCUGUCUCAUACCCGGUCACGGUAAGACCGCAGAUUCCGAGUGUCAGGUGCCAGUAAAGUCUAUUCUCGAUGAUCCAUACGAAGAAUGGAAGGAAAUGUUUAAAGGAGGUCUUACCACCAUUGAACUUUCGCGUUUGAGGGCAGAGAAGAAACUGAAAGACAAAGAACCGAAAGAAAAAAACGAGAAGGAUCACGCUGCGGAGGUUUCAGAAGGCGAGGGAUCUUCUGAUUUCCUCUAUAUUAUUAGCUGA
Molecule: messenger RNA, 1116 nt
Organism: Raphanus sativus (radish)
Lineage: Eukaryota; Viridiplantae; Streptophyta; Magnoliopsida; Brassicales; Brassicaceae
Exons: 3
Coding region: 1-1116 (371 amino acids)
Source: RefSeq, a predicted model, not a curated record